Messenger RNA from Triticum turgidum subsp. durum (durum wheat), 897 nucleotides. The record is from the annotation of a GenBank genome assembly. Lineage: Eukaryota; Viridiplantae; Streptophyta; Magnoliopsida; Poales; Poaceae.
AUGCCGCCGCCCAGCCUGACCGCCGCGAACGACCGGGUCGCCGCCACCGCCUCCGCCGCGAACGGCCACGCGGGGCCGGACGCGCGCCGCCGCGCGGGCAAGGGCAAGAAGGUCCACCCGCUGCCGGCCGACGGCGCCGCGAUGGGGGACGGCGCUGGCGGCGAGAGGCUGGCGGGCGGGAGGAGGCCGAUGGACUGGCUGUCGCCGUCCGGGGUGGCCGGCAUCCUGCGGCGGCACCCGCUGCCGGCGCUGUUCGCGUGCGGGCUGCUGCUCUUCAUGGGCGUGGAGUACACCAUCCCCAUGGUCCCCGCCGCCGCGCCGCCGCUCGACCUCGGCUUCCACGCCACCGCCGCCAUGCACGCCGGGAUCGCCGCCCGCCCCUGGCUCAACUCGCUCCUCGCUGCGCUCAACACGAUUGUUUCCUUCGCGAUGCAGGCCGCAUACAUCCUGUGGGCCGUCCUCGCCGAGCAGCGGCCGCGUGCCGCCAUCGCCACGCUCAUGAUGUUCACCUGCCGUGGCCUGCUCGGGUGCUCCACGCAGCUGCCCCUGCCGGCGGAGUUCCUGGGCUCCGGGAUGGACUUCCCCGUGGGGAACGUGUCCUUUUUCCUCUUCUAUUCUGGGCACGUCGCCGGAGCGGUGAUCGCGUCCAUCGACAUGCGCCGCGUGGGACGGCGCAGGCUGGCGGUGCUCUACGACACGCUCAACCUGCUGCAGUUCGUCAGGCUGCUUGCGUGCAGAGGGCAUUACACCAUUGACCUGGCCGUCGGUGUCGGCGCUGGUCUCGUCUUCGACAUGCUCGCCGGCUGGUACCUGGACAGCAAGAACAUCGACAGCGGCGACAACCGUUGCUGCAGCAGCUGCCAGAAGGCUCUCGUCUCACAGAAGCUUACAUCAUAG